GAAAAAUAUCUCCAAAUUUUUCUUCAAUUUUGCGCUUUCUGUUCUCAAUUGUCCCGACGGCAACCGCGCGGUCAUGUUUAUAUAGAGGUCUUCUUUCAGCGUUACGUCUUCAGCUGUUUUUUUCAAUUGGUUCGAAUUUCCUCUUUAGUCGAAGUUAUACAGUGUUCUCGUACUCUUAUCAGGACCCUUCAGCCCUACGUCGAGUACCACGAUCCUCAGUCGUAUCACAGUCCAAAGCACUGACGGAGUCUUCCUGGCACUUGAUAUUAUACUCUCCUGCGUCGCUAUAAGUAUAUCUGCUCUUCCAUACGCAUCUUGGUCCUAUCCUUGGACCGUUCGGGCUCCAAGAUGUGCAAAUCAUCAAGCAUCCACCAAUUCCUCCACGAGCUCCCCAAAUGCGAGCACCACCUCCACAUCGAGGGAUCUCUCUCCCCGAACCUCCUCUUCCGCCUUGCGAGCGUCAAUAAGGUCUCCCUCCCAGACCCUUCGUCUGACCCCUCCUUCGAAUCCCCAGAAGCCCUCACCUCUCGCUAUGAACGCUUCACCUCCCUCGAUGACUUCCUUCACUACUACUUCAUCGGGAUGUCUGUCCUUAUAACCGCCUCGGACUUCGAAUCCCUGGCCUACGAAUACUUUGCCCGCGCGCACGCUGACGGCGUCCAACAUGCCGAGGUAUUCUUCGACCCGCAAGCGCACACCCAGCGAGGCAUCGCAUACACGACCGUUGUUUCCGGUCUCACAGCCGCGCAGAAGCGAGCCGAGAAGGACUUUGGAAUCACCUCGAAGUUCAUCCUGUGUUUUCUGCGGCACCUAUCCGCGACGGACGCCGAGGUUACAUACCAGGAAGCUGUGGCGCUGGGACAUUUCUCGGAUGGCACGAUUGCGGGGAUUGGGCUUGAUAGCAGUGAGGUUGGCUUCCCGCCCGAGAUCUUUAGGGAGAUAUAUGCGUCUGCGAAACAAGCUGGGAUACGGAGAACGGCACAUGCAGGCGAGGAGGGCGAUGCGUCAUAUGUCCAGAGGUCAUUGGAUAUAUGCCAUACGGAGAGGAUCGAUCAUGGGAUUCGGCUGGUGGAGGACGAAGCGUUAGUGAAGAGGAUCGCGAAGGAUAGAACGCUGAUCACCAUGUGUCCGUUGAGUAACGUGAGGCUGCGAUGCGUUUCCAAAGUCGCCGAUUUACCAAUAAGGAGGUUUCUCGACGAAGGGGUUAGGUUCAGCAUUAACAGCGAUGAUCCGGCAUACUUUGGUGGCUAUAUAUUGGAUAACUACUGUGCGGUUCAGGAGGCAUUCGGAUUAUCAAUCAAGGAGUGGAAAUAUAUAGCAGAUGGGGCUAUCGAAGGAAGCUGGUGUGACGACGAGAGGAAAAAGGUGUUGCUACAGAAGGUCGAGGCAUGCGUCGCAAAAUACGAAUAAACGACAAACGGAGGGAAAUUUAUAGAGCUAUAGAAGUCUUUGGCGUCUUGGAAGGGAGAAGAGGUGCUCACUUUGCAUUAUGGGAGUUGGAGGGUAUGUAUAUGGCAUUCAACAGCCAUUUGACAUGAUUUUAGACGACUUAUGAUUCUUAGAUAGACGUUUGAAUUCUGGAAGCCCAAGUAAUCCUCG
This is a messenger RNA of Amorphotheca resinae ATCC 22711, 1599 nucleotides long. RefSeq lists its product as hypothetical. Lineage: Eukaryota; Fungi; Ascomycota; Leotiomycetes; Helotiales; Amorphothecaceae. Gene Ontology annotation, molecular function: adenine deaminase activity. The record is from RefSeq and is a predicted model, not a curated record. Gene Ontology annotation, cellular component: nucleus; cytosol. Gene Ontology annotation, biological process: adenine catabolic process; purine ribonucleoside monophosphate biosynthetic process; hypoxanthine salvage. The transcript has a single exon. The coding region runs from base 349 to 1410 and encodes 353 amino acids.